CUUAGGCGCAGCACGCGUGGCUAGUCGUAUGGUUACACAAAACAACAAUUUCUCGGACAUGUGAUCCCUGUUGGCCAAGAAGGAGCUAUAAAGUGAAGUGAUGAAGUAGAGGGAGUCAAUGCACGCACUCUAACUAUACGCACACAGUGUUUUUAAAGCUCUACCCAUAGCAAUUAGGUUACAUUGAGCGAAAUCGAAAACGUUAAAAAACCGGAUGGGUGCUAUAAAAAAUAUCCUAUUGCAAAAAGUGAUACGAAUUGAAGUGGUGUACGUGCAUAAAUAAAAAUAAUAAAUAGUGUAAAAUACGAAAAAUAACAAAUCAAUAUAAAAGCAAGUGAGUGAACUCGGCGCAGUGAGUGUGGGGACGAUUUCGAAAUCAAUUUUCAAUGAAUUUCGCUUUGCAGCAAUAACAAUGUUGCCAACCAGUGCACUCACUGGAAAUUGAUGAUGAAAGCACAAACAAUCGCAAUAAAGGAAUAACAAAAACAAAAAACGACAACAGAAUAACGGGCAUCAAAAACAAAUAAGACGAGUAGAAAAAUCGGCGACCAACAACCAAUGGGCUCCAUGGCCUUCAGUAAACUAGUCACCUUCCUGCAGACAGCUUACAAGAUUUGGCUAUUCAGCGAAAUUGUAGAAGAUUGAAACAACAACUGUUACAGCAAGCGAAAAGAGGAGCGCCUCCAAUACCUUAGGCAGCGCAUUUGAGUGAAGUGAAAUAUGAGUUGAAAUUCAAAUGAAAAAGCAGAAAAACUAAAAACGUGGACUUAAAAAGACCGCAUAAAAAUAACCAAAUGAACGAGUUCAAUUAAAAAAUAAUGCAGAAGUGAGUGUAGCAAAAAUUAAGAUUUAUCAGCCAGCCAGUGCGAUCGGUAUACGCCACGACGUAGCGCUCAAGUAGGAAAUUCAUAAAAUAAUACAACAAAUGAGGUCGACCACAAAUACCCCAAAAGUGCGUGAAUAACAAAAGAAAUAUUACUAAAAACAAAAAAAUAAUAAAAAACGUCCAUUAAUAAAUAAACGUUGUCUGUGAGUGUGCAUGCAAACAGCAGCAACAACUAUUCAAUACUGUAAACAUUAUUGCAAAAAAGUGAAAUACUAAGUGCAUGAAAAGAUCGGCGGAAUCAGAAAUGAACAGCGUUGACGGCGCACCCAAUGCCACGAUUUUAGCUGAGGGAGCCCCAACGAUCGCGACAGUAACGAGCAGAGAAACCACAAAUAAUGCAACUACCACUAUUGUGAGUGCUAAAACAACAGAAUUAACAACAACAACCACAAACGUAAUAAAAACAACGGACGCUGAUGCCACCGACGAAUUCCACGAAAGCGACAAAAAUGUACAAGUUGUCGUCGUCGUCGUUGGUGAAGAGCAGCUACGGCAACAGCAACAGCGUAAUGAAGCGCCAAUAAUAAUAACAACAAAAUCUGAAACAGAAGCAAUAACAAUUGAAACAGCAGCAACAACAAGCACAAUGGGCAAUACCAAAAACAAAACAAAUAUUGAAACAGCAGAUAGCACAGCCGCCGUAGCGGGAACAACAGCUACAGCAACAGCAACAGCAGCACCAGCGCGAACAUCAACAAGCGAGAUAAUAACAAAUAUAAAAGAUACAGAGGCCAGCGACGUACAAAUGACAGAUAUGGCAACCCCAGAGGGUAAUGGCGACGGCAAAAGCAACGGCAGUGGUGACACCACAGUCCAAGAGGCCGCCGCCACUAGUGCCACUACUGCCACCGCCACCGCCACGGCCGCCGUCGUCAUUGAUAACACCACCGACACUAAGCCACAGCCACAGCCAUUAUUGACAGCGGAAGGCGAUAAUUGGGAAUUCAAUGAGAUGGAAUUGUGUCGCUGUUGUGGCAAGCCCAAUGUCACGCUCUAUGAUCUCUUCCCCAACACCAUUGCAGACGACAACUCGAUUGUUGCGAAGGGGAAUGCAAUUGAAACCCCGGAUGCGGAAAAUACUGAAGCGCAAGUGAUGGCGCAGGAAUCAGUGCGGCGGCUCGCUGCUGAGAAUAAUGAUGUGAAUCAAGAGAUAGCGUGCAAUGUUGUUGACGAUGCGAAAAAUGGAGCACAAAUAAAGCACAAAACGGCUACUGACGCACCAACGGUUUCACCACUGAUCGUUACGUCGGCCGCCACCAGCAAAGACACAACAAAAAGUGGUAUCUCAACGAAGAUCGAUGCGAAUGCCUCGAAUACACCGAAGCGUUGUUAUCGCACCAUAGCUGCAUCUAUUGCGGCUGCUGCGGCAUCUACAGUCACAACCAGCAUAACUGACGCGAUCAGUGACGCUCCCACCUGCCAAAAAAUCAGUGACCCAGUUGUUGCUGCCCCCGACGGCGGUGGUGUCGAUAUUGUGGAGGGUGAACGUCUGGCAGCCGGUACAAGUGUUGUUGCGCGUGUGAAAAAAUCUGCAACCGACGUGGUUGCUGCUACGAAGGAAAAUAGCGCUGCUGCUGCUGCUCCCAAAAACACGGAGGCGAACAACGCCAAUGGCCAGGGACAAAGCAGCGACAACAUGGAGAAUAUUUUGCAAGAGAUGCAAAUUUGGCAGCUACGGGUGAGUCUUUGCAAAUAUUUUCUAUAUUUUUUCUACUUUUUUUCAAUCGACUGUUCAUGUUUUAUAAAUUAGCUGCCUUUCCCAAAACUAUUAUUUUAUUUGCUUUUUUGUGAUACAAAAGAAUGGGGGGAAAACCAAAAAAGGUGGCAUACAUACGUACAUCUGUAUCUGGUUACAGCGAACGUUCGACGGUGCUUCAUGCACCAUUAAGAUUUGUUUUUCUCUGCUGAAUUCGGUUGAGUCUGUAUUUUGAUUGCAUCUUUAUUAUUUAUUUGCUCAGUGUCUGCUGAUUUGUGUUGUAAUUCGUAGUAAAAUAUUUCUUAUAUUAUUUGUCGACUCUUCUGGUGGUGUAUCAGCAUCACUGAAUUCUGCUUCGACUGACGAGACCUUCCAGUGUUGCCAUAGAGGUGAUCCAAAGAUGCGCAGGUCUUCGAAAUGGAGAGUUUUUCGAUGGGGCUGAAUAGAUAGAAUAAAGAAUAGAUAGGAGAUUAAAUUUCGAGAUGCACACUUUGGAUUGAUUGUCCAUUGUAAUCACUGCUCAGCCCAACUCUCUAAAAUGCUCGACAUUUUUUUUAUAUGGAACAACACACCCAACACCGUCAAUCGAAAUAAAUUGUCAAAUUGUCGAUUUUUCAGCCGCUUAAAAAUUCCACUAUACAAAAUUCAAUAGACAGUGCAACUGCAAGCCCAAAGUUUUUUUAAAAAUUCUGAUUGAAAAGUGUAAAAUUUUGAUGAAAAUUUGUUGAAUUUCUUUGUAGUAUUGCUAGAAAUUGUGACUUAGAGUCGUGGGUUGACUCGGAGCUCUCCACUCAUUCGCCUGAAGUCUGGAUCGCGUGUCGUACUCAUAAACCCGCGUCCCGUCUCCAGUAAUGAUGCGUUUGAUGGAUGUUAGGUCGGAUUCAGCAUUGGAAAUCCUGUCUUUGGCGAUAUUAACGCGACUCCGUUAUUGCGUGAAAUUCAAGUCUUUUCAAGGCGCAAACUCAAAUCAUUAACUAGAAUGUCGUGCACGGAUCGGUUGGCAAUGUUCAAGUCCUCUGCCAGCUCGCUGAUGGUUAAUUUGCGAUUAUUGACCAACUUUUCUUUCAUUUUAUUGAUGUUUCCACCAGUUUUCGUUGUGAACGGACUGCCUGAACGUUCGUCAUUCUCGAUGGACUCGGAACUUCUUUUGAAGCAUUCAUUAUCAGCACCAGCAACACCUGCGCGUCAUCUCGUCUGAUUACUGGAUAACGCCUACACCUGCCUCCUGCUUAACCCGAUUUGAGCCGUUGUGCGAUUCGCAGUUCCUUUCCCUUAGCCUGCCAAGCGCUCUUCCUUUCGCUGUGAGUGGGUUCCAUUCCAUGAAGAGUUCUUUGUACUCGUAAACUGUUUCUGCUAGAGAUUCAUUACGAAAACAGUUUCCCAAGAUUUUCGCGUGAAACGCUAAAGUUAAUACGAACUCGUUGUUGCAAAUUCAAAUGCAUUUUCUAAACUUUAAAAAUUCGAAAACACGUGCAGAGCUAGAUUUACUCAAGACGGCGUAAUUUUUAUAAAUGCCAACCAAUGACGAUGAAAAAUUGAUAGGAAUGUUAAUCACAGAUGUGGCAACCUAACAAAAAAGAAAAAAACAGAACUCAAAUCAGUUGACUUAGAGCAUCACCUGGCGCUUACUCCGGGAACUUUUUGAUCAGGUGAUACUUGCAAAAUUUUUCCUUGGUUUAAGCCAAUUUGCGUGUAAUCGAUUAAGUCCGCACCCACCCAAGCCCGCUCUUCAUCAACGAAACAUGUGGCAUCAGUGUUGUAUUUUAAUUCCGCACUCAACACCAAACUUGAUGAUAAUCCUGCAAGCGAGAGCAAUCAAUCGAACAGACGGCACUUGACCCCAUCCUCUUGGAUUGCUCCGAAUGUUUGUGGUUUCCGCUUCGUUGCCGCUCAAGGCUUGUGCAUUUUCAUUUCCGUUGCGCCUUUUCAUUUAUUACACUCUUGCAAGCAAUAAUCAUUUGUCUAUUAUUCAAUCAAAGUUAAGCUCCUGAUAAGGACAUUUCCGAUGCGUUUACAAAUGACGAGUACGUAAAUUGCCACAAUUAAUGCGUUCAUAAGUAGGCGAUGCCGCUGAGGUGUUACAAUCAUUUAUCUGCACCGAAUAUACAACGUUGUAAUUUAUUGACUUUGUGCAAUUAGUCUUCGUAAUGAUUGGUGUGCGCGCCACUCCGCCCCUGUUGAGCGGCGUAGAAGUUCAAGCCACACAUAACCUCAAAUCAGCGCACAAAGGGGUCAUCUUCAGCACAACGCCACGCCAUUGCUUUGUGUGCUUAACAAAUGAUGGACAAUCAUGAUUUAACCAUUUUUACGUGCCAUUCGCAGUCACAAGUCACAGUCGCAGCUGUGUGUAGUUGCUUUUAACGGCGCUCAGCUGCCAGAAUUUGUGUCCAGCAAUGCGGCGGCGUGUGUGAUGAGUAAGAGCUUCAAGAGCGCUCGCAUACGUACCACCCACAAGGAUGGAAAACGUUAAAAAUAAAAAGAAAAAAAUCUGACCUGUCAAUUUCUAAUCGCCCAACAUUUUUCUUUAUUUUGAGAAUCCCAUUUGAAUGUAAAUGGUAAAUUUUUCUCACACUACGCCAGCUGAUGGGGUACUGCUGCAUUUGGUUAAGAAUUUUCUUUAUCUUUAAUGAGCCUUAUCCCAUUUUCCACCCCCCUUGAUACUGUUUUUCCAUUAAAAACAGGAUUUGUCCGCUUAUCGAAUACAUUUGAGCACACAACUACAUUAAGUUGUUUGAUUUUUUUCACGUUUGUGACCAACAAACUCACACGCACUCGGAAGAAUUUUUUAUACAUAAAUUCCCAUGGCUUAAUUUCAAUUGCACGUGCGCGUUUUUUGUGUUUAUGAGUGGUGUGAAUGAGUGGUUUAGUGUCAAAAUUUGUUCAAGCGACCAACAGCCGAUUAGUCAUAAGGCGUCUGCCGUGACUCGCGCAAAAAAACUGUGAAUUCAUCACAUUGCAGCCUCUUGCAGUAGAAUUGAUUGCCGAUUUCUCGCGCUAAAAAUACUUUACCAAUGAGCUUCAGAUCACCCGAAAAUCGCAAAUGUUGGUUUAUCUUAUUUUUUGUGUUAUCGUUUUAUCAUCAAAGUCUCGUCUCGGUUUCUUAGGCUUGGGGAAAACAUCAGUCAUGUACAACUCUUUUCCAAAUGGGCAGUCUUACAUUUGAACCUUUCGGUGGGUUGCCUUUUUUCUGAUAUUAGUAAUUUCCUUGUUGUCGUAUCCUAUUUUGGACGCAUCUACUAGAGCCAGCUUCCAAAUAAGUUGGGUUGCACGACGUCGGUAGCAAACUUCUGAGUCGGUUUUUUAUGUGGAAGAAAACUCUCAAAAUCUUAUGCAGAAGAAAAAUUCUAAAAAUUCAACGCGAUUUUUUAGCAAUUUUCACCUUACACUUUAUUAUAUUAAAAUUUAAUGAGCUAUCAAAUUGCAUACCCAGAAUUUUUUCUAGAAGUUCUCAUUGAAAGGUUGGCAAUUUUGAUGGUAAUUUAGAUUUUUUAAAUUUUUAUGAAUUUUGUAACUACCAUUUACAAGGUUUUUGUUAUACUAUGGAUUAUAUUUUUAUAAGGUAGAAAUGGCAGCCGGUCUUUAAACUAACUCACUUAGCCCGAUGCGGAUCCAUUGUGAUACCACGUAACUGUUUACCUGCUCUUCUUCUUCUUCUUUGUUUGGCGCGAUUACCAUCUAAGCGAUUUUGGGCCGAGUUUAACAAAUUGCGCCAGCCGUUUCUUUCUCGUGCUACCCGACGCCAGUUGGACACCCCAAGUGAAGUCAAGUCCUUCUCCACCUGAACUUUCGAACGCAGAGGAGGUCUUUCUCUUCGUCUGCUACCACCAGCUGGUACCGCAUCGAAUACUUUCACAUCCGGAGCGUUUACAUCCAUUCGGUCGACAUCACUCAGCCAACGUAGCCGCUGAAUCUUUAUUCGCUGCGCUAUGUCUAUGUCGUCAUAAUUCUCUUACAGUUCAUUGUUCCAUCGCCUGCGAUACUCGUCGCCGCUAACGUACAAAGCCCCAAAAAUCUUCCGCAGAAUCUUUCUUUCAAACACUCCAAGUGACACCUCGGCGGAUGUUGUCAUCGUCCGCCUGCUACUCCUCGUCAAACCAUUUUGUUCUAAAUGCUAACCCAUUGAUCUGGCUGGCACUUUUAUCUGAAGGUCAUCAGUAGAGCUCAAGAUCGAUGAGCUAAAGUACAAUAUCUAAACCUAGUGACAGACUCUUCCUCAUUCUCAUUCUUGCAGCUUCUCCAAUAGUCGAAAUGAGCUACAUUCAAUAUUUGAGAACGUCGACCUAUGAGACAGUGACCUGUGAUCAAAGCAACUAAAACAAAGAGACGUUUUUCCUUGACUGCUAAGCGCCUUUGAGCGCCUGACGUCCCAUGUUGGCCAAAUUCUUUUUGUGGCAUUACAUGUCACACGAGCAACCGAUUUGGUGUUGGCUGAAGGGUCAAUGCUGCUUAUACCACGCAGCUCGUAAGUUGAGAGGGGUAUACCCCUACAAUCUCCAUACCCAGAGGGAGCCGAGCGGUAGUGCCCUCUCUUGCUAAUCUGCCUGCCUUACUAUCCCCUGUUAUGUCACUAUGCUCUGGCACCCACAUCAAAUGAAGCGGAAAUAUUUCGUCGACUCGUUAAGAAAUUUGGCCGGCAUUCGCGUGCAAUGAUGGCUAUGGCCGCCUGGCUAUCAGAGUAAAUAUAGAUUUAUAAAAAAUUAAAGAAAAAAAUGUACCAUGAAAAAUAUUGCGAAUAUUGUGAAGGGACAAAGUGAGCCAGUUGCGUGAGCUCAAGGGUACACUUAUUAUCUCUUUUAGGAAAGUUCAUACCUGGCGUCUUCCCUUUGCGGUCUCGGUUUUCUUGCCAUGCGACAAAGUGUGAGCGUGCUUUGGUUCCAUAUUUCAUUAGCGCGCCUAAAAGUAAAUGCCCUAAGUGUGGUGAAGUCUGUUCUGUUAAGCUAUUCCCGCGCGAGUUGGUCGCCAAGGUAGCAACAAUUACUUUAUAAAAAAAAAAAAUCAAAACAAAAAUAAAAAAAUAUUUUAUUGCAAUUUUUCACCUUUGUCUCUGUCUCUUCUCUUUCCGACAAACUUUUGGCAUUUUUUUUACGUUUAUUACCAAAUGCGGGCUCCUUGCGUAAAUAUUUGUUAAUCUUCAACUUGACUUAACACAAAUGCGAACCGACACUACCCGACGACUAAUUGGCCGCACAAUUUCAUUUUAUGACUGCGCUUAAAUGCUCGCUAAACCUAUAUUUGAUUUUCCGCUGCUAAAUGGGUAAAGCGCUGAAUUGCUGAAUGACUGAAUAAGCUUAAUGAAUGUCUAUAAAAAAGGGUAUUCUAUAUCUCUAUACAGAUUAGUGACUUCUAAUAAUAAGAUUUAUGUUUUUAUUGCGCCUAAUGGCGGUUGCUGCGCUCCAACAUUUCCAUUUCCCCAAAUCCAUUCGUUCGUUCGUUCAUCAGUUUGGUUGGUUGGUUGAUUUGUUUGUUUGUUUGUUUGUUGUUGGCAAAUGAAUCACGUGUGCUCAAUUUUUAUUACCUUCAAACAGCAAUAAAAACGAUAACAGCACGCAACUGCAACAACAAUAACAUACGAAAGGUAGUGGCCAAGAACUAAAUAUUUAUAUGUAUGUGUAUGUGUGUUUGUAUAUGCGAGUAUAUAUACAGUGAAACCUCCUCUCACCGUCAGUAAACUUUUGUGCGCUCAUGGGGAUGGUAGCUUAUUUUAGAACUUUUUUUUAUAAUUGAAUAUCAUUUUUUAUUUAAAUAAAAAUAUUAUAUUAUAUCAUUCAAACAAAAAUGUGUAUGGUGGUACUUACUCUUUUAAGAAAAAAACAACAUGGCCGUGGAACUUUGCUUCCAUUUGCUCACAAUUGACAGUUAAAGAAAGGAAUUAAGUGAGAGCGUACCAGUUUUGACUCAGCGAAGGGGAGUAUACUCGUACGAUAUGUAGAUAGAACAAAGGGGAAUAUAUAAUAGGUAGAGCGAUGAACGGCAGUGCUCUGUUACAGCGAAGGGUAUAUAAGGCGACGAUAUAUUUCCAGGCUUUCCAGCUUUUUUAACAAUUCGAAAGCAGUAAAGUGAUUGCUGCAAAAUUGCUUUAAGUUUCAAACUGCAUUCAAACCCGUUUUGUUUGCGAAAAUUUCAUUGGAUUCUUCGGUAAUAUUCUCAGAGCCAGUACUAUGAUCGUCAAUAGUUUCCACGUUUUCAUUAGUAACAACAUCCAACCCGGAAUUUAGAUUUUCGGUCCAUGUAUGUCAUAAAUUCAUAACAAUUUGAAUUAAGUUAUACUCAUAGUCCACAAGGAUUUUUUAUAACUCAAAUAACGAAGCCAGCUUUGCUAGCGGACAGUCAUCGCCGUGCUCGAACUCAGUUGGCACAUCUCUUUUUGUCGAACCCUGCUUUUUGGAAACAGUUUUUAUGGUUUACGUUUGAACCUUUGCCCAAUAUGUCCCCUAAGACAUUUAUAAUUUGUUUAGUCAAGCCAGUCUCGAAGCUUACCAAGAAAUGCUAAACGUAAAGGUUUCGAUAAUACAUUUUUAAAUUUCGAAUCACUCUAUCUAAGGCUGGAAAACUGAACUCGUAUUAUGAGGUAGAAAAAUUAUUUCGUUAUUCCUUGAACGUAUGUAGUCCAGAAAUAAUCCAAUAGUAGGAAUUCACUGCGCAACCCGAACUAAAGGAAUGCAUGGGAAAACAUCGCACUUUAUGCGGAGAGCUCCCUUUUUUCCAUUUAGUAUUUAUGUAAGUAACUGCUCACUGAAAUUUUUUAUAUUUUGUCCGCAUAUGAGGAGUUCGCGUUUGAGGUUCAGUAGAGGUUUUUAAUUGAUUUGUUAUGAAAAGAAAUCUUAAUGUUCCUUGAUAAGAGAUUCUCUUCCGCUCAAUAACGGUUUUUGUGUCAAAAAAUUGUGUAUGAAAAAUAACUCUCCGCGUCAGGCUAAGAGAGUGUCCGCUAAAGAGAGAGAGAGUAAUUUUUUUCAAAAUGUAUACUUCAAAUUCCCCUAACUCCUCUGCCCAAUGGAGAUGUCCGUCUAAUAGAGGUGUCCGUUAGGAGAGGUUUCACUGUGCAACAUAAAUGCGUGCAACAAAGUCAAAGGCAACAUCAACACAGUAUAGUCCAAUUCACAAUCACUUCCUUCCCCACGCGUUUUCAUUGACUAACAUUCAUAUUUACCUUUACGUGCAAUGUUUACAUCUACAUACCUAUAAAUUUAUCUUUAACUAAGUACUGUAUCAGUAGGGGUAAUAAGGCACUAAAACUGCCCUGUAGGAACACACACUAACAGGUGGGCAUUUCUCUUGUAUGAUACUUCAAUGUAAAUUCGAACUUAAAGUGAUGUUGAAAUAUUAACGCUCAGCGGUUUAAUGAAUUCAAGCAAUUCAUUUUGUCGCACUAAAAUGUUUGAGCUUCGUCACAGAUGCUGCUGGAUUACUGCCGCGUCAUUGAGGAGGGUGUAGCCACGAUUCAGGAAAAAUGCUUAUGACAGUUCCGCAGCGUAACAUCCUUUAAGUAUAACAUUUCUUCUGAUAAUACUUUUUUACCAAACUAAUCCGGGUACUAGACUAUUGCGUUUAGACAUAUGAAAAUGGAAAUGUAUGACCGACUCCUCGUUGAGGUGUCUCUGAGCAGAGCUAAUAUGGAGCUGUUUUUGAUACCUGUGUGCUGCUCUUUGACAAGUGAGCAACACAUCGAACGCACAUCACAUGUAAAGUUGCAUGUUAAUUUUUAGAAGCGUGGCAUGAAGACGAUUCUAGUCGAUGCUCUCGAUCUUGAUGGAAUACUUCACCAGGGAAAUCACAUGGAGCAGCUCUUUUUGUAGAAUGGGGUAAUCACCUCAAAAUAGUUCUCAUCCGAGACUUCAUUGGGCGUGAUUUUUGCGUGGCAGGUCCCAAAACCAACGCACAGCCAGCUACCCGGAUUGCUUCGCCUUAUCACAUUAGCUCGCUCUCGCUUGGUGUGUCCCCCUGGUGCCGGUUAAACUCGCGUAAGCGGUUAUCGAGCUCACGAGCCUUCGGUUGUGUCUAGAAUGACAUACAAGUUCAACUACUGCUAAUUUUGCUACGAAGUCCGACUGGUGACUUAAUUAUGUUGCUCGUUUCACGCAAAACGACAGCUCCUUUUCGCAUUUGGUGGUUUGUGAUUUUAAACAAUGAAGGCUACGUACACCUCUGUCCGGUAUUUGAAUGGAUCGGCUUUAGGUUUUCAAAACAACCCACAUUUACAUGCCGCUAAGGACUAUCGACCGCCAACUGUUCUCAAAAGUGUAUAGUUAAUUGCAUAUUUAUUUUUUUCUUUUAUAAUUAUACAUUUUUUACUACCCUCCAACAACGCCAGUAAAUCCUUUGGCUUGUCAGGUUCUAUAUAUAAGUGAAUAUGUAUUAGUGGUGUAUUAGCUGCGAUAUCCCUCUCGGCUUGGCGCAAGAACGUCUGCUGUUGCUCGUUGGCUUACUCUGCUCAUGCCAAGUGUUAGUUACUUUGCUGUAGCUGCAGUUGCUGCUGAUUUCGCCGCCCUGUAUUUAUGUCGGUGUUGCUGCAGCUCCUGCUCUCCUCACGCUGGCAACUCUUUCACAAACGUGCCUUCGAUCGCCUUUCAUAACCACAGACGACGCAUGCAUGCUUCCAUGAUUCCUGGUAUUGUUUUAAACUUCAAAAUUUUCACUCCUCAAUUUUGUCUACUAAUUUCAGACAUUUAUGUCUUUUUUUCUUGUCUUUAAUUUUUGUUCACCAACACAUCGUUGAUUGCUUUCGGCAUCUUUUGGUGUCUGCUGUAUUUGUAUGGGUGUGCAUGCAUUUUGUGUAAUCUUUCAUGCAUACAAACAAACUUUUUCACAUUUUUAUUUGCCUUAGCUGUUUUCCCUGCGGGAGUAAGGUGUGAAAUUUUACUGUGGCUUAACGAAUGAAAUAAAUUUGUUAAUUUAAUAUUUGGGUACCAAGAAAAGGUACGACGAAGUAAACUACCUUCCUUCCUUACACAUUAUAUUUUUUGCGCUCACUUAGGCCAUUUGGUUUGCUUUGGCUCGGUCGAUUGUGCGCAACUGACUAAGUAUCUGUGUGUGUGUGUAGUGAGUUGUUGUUUGUGCGCAAGCGCACUCUCUGUUCUUUAAUUUAAUUCCGCUUGCACUCCACCAUUGCCGCCGCCACCGCUGCCGUUUAGUUUAACAGAGCAGCAGCGUUAGCCAUAUGAAAGAUCGACGUUCGCCGACAUUGCCAUUGGCACUCUUGUCGGCACUAGUCUUCUUUGCGCUGUUGCUGCUGCUACGGCUGCGGCUGUGGCUGCGUCUGCUAUCUCCUCCUCCUCCACCUCCUCCCUAUUUAAAACGUGCUGUAGAUUGACUGACUAAGUAGGAGUCAUUAUUAUAGUGGUUGUUGUGGCUGAUUCAUUUACCGCGUGCUGUUGUUGUUGCUAUUAUUAUUAUAGUUGUUGUUAUUGUUGUUGUUGUCAAUGAGGCUGGCAGGCAAUCUGUUGGUUGUUCCUUUUGACCAGCCUGGGCCGUACCAUCAUCCUUGUUGUUGGUGGUUCGACUUAUUGCCUUGCUUUAAGGCUGUUACCACACGCACAGCACUCUCCGCGGCCUUCGCGGCCCCAUUACCCUUUUUAACUGGUUGUCUGAUAGAUUACCUUUUGUUGCUGCUGCUGCUGCUUUUUGCUCUUGUUGUUGUUGUUGGUAUUGUAGAUGUGCUUGUUUAAUUCUCCGCUUGUUUGGUUGUUUAGUUUAGUUCAAGCAGCCUGUCAGUAAGUGCUCUUGUGCAUACAUCCACAUAUACAUACACACACAUACCCCUUGCACUGGAAUGUACUAAUAUGUACUUGGAGUAGUAGUGUGUGGUUAUUGUUGUUACUGCGCGCUGAUUUAUACGCGUUGCUCGCGUGUUGUUGGUUUUUCGCCUUUCAUAUGCAUUUACCACUAACAAAACAUGCUCGUUUGUAACUGAAAUUCAUAACUGCUCGUACGAGUACUUAUGCGUGGCGAAUGCGAAUGCGCAUCCUCAAGCAGCAAUAACAACAAUAAAAGAGCUACAAGAAAACAAGGCAAAAAAUCAGCUUGAAUAACGUGAGCUGAGCAUCAGCACGGAUCUCCUUAAAACAACAACACCUCAGCACCUUCUCUCGUGUCGAGUUGAGGGAAUUCGCCAGCGGUUUAUCGGUUAACUUCGCUUAUAAUUUACUGUUGCUUUUGUUGAUCGCAUUGUUUGCGCUUAAUGUGCAUUAGUGAGCGCGCGUAUUGUUGUUGUACAUCAGUGUUUCGUGCUUUUUAGUGACUGCUUUUCUUAUGCAUUUUUUCGCCAUUGUUAUUUAUUCAUUUUUUAUUGCGGUUGCGCGUCAAUUUUAUUUCGCUACGCAUGAUUGCCAACAUAUUUGUUGUCUGCUUAUUUUGAUUCUCCAUACGCUUUUUUGUCUACACAUUUAUGUAUUUUACACAUGCUUUACUCGCAUGCUCUUGUUGGUUUUUUGGUUUGCAAAUGAUUUUUUUUUCACCCAUCAAUUUCUUCAAUAUUUUAUUUUUAUUAACGCUUUACUCUUUGUUGCUUUUGUGUGGAAAGGUUUUCUAAUAUAUUUUGCUUUCUUUUUGCCGUACACCACUUAAGUGUUGUUAAUUCAUCGCCGCUGCUGCUGCUCCCCCGCGCUUUGCAUUGUUUGGCAGUCAAUUAUACACACAAACAUUCGCACUCUUUUGAUUUUGUUUCCUUUCAUUUGGCUCGCCUCGCGUAUUGAAUUACGUAGGGAUGCUCAUACAUACGUACUUAUACAUUUACGCCUCACUCAACGCAUCCAUCGCGUACCCAUCUUUGAUUUCUUUUCGGUAUCAAUGUAUUUAAAAACAAAUUGAAAUUGCAUGAUCUGAUCGCUCGACAGCAGCUGCUUAUUUGUUGUUGCAUCUUUAAUUCACGCUGAGCAUCUAAAAAUCAACCGCCCCACCCUAUUCCCCGUCGUUGCGCGUAUUUGUUGUUGCUGCUCCCUUAUUUGGUUGGUUACGUGUAUGUGUGUAUGUGUGCGGCACGAAUUCGCACAGUGUGGCGUCCACAGCAAAUUACCGACUGUCGACAUCGUCGUGUAAUGAAGGUACUUAGCUGAAAUUUGAUUUGUAAGAAAUUGGAUUUUCGUUUUUUGUUUGUUUCUGUUGUGGGUUAUUCUUAAAAGAAAUGUUUAGAAAUCAUUUCUUUUGACUUUCUUUUGAUAAAUUGGCAUAAUUUGUUUUGCGCUGUAGGUUGUCUUGUAAUGGGAUUUCUAUUCUUCUAUUUCAUGACCACGAGUUAUACCCUUUCAGCUACAUAACAUCAUUUGUUGCCGUUGACCAAUUCACUUUUCUUCUUCAUUUUCUAUUUAUAACAUUGAUUUCCACUUGUUCACAUCG
Molecule: messenger RNA, 13910 nt
Organism: Anastrepha ludens (Mexican fruit fly)
Lineage: Eukaryota; Metazoa; Arthropoda; Insecta; Diptera; Tephritidae
Exons: 2
Coding region: 1107-2636 (509 amino acids)
Source: RefSeq, a predicted model, not a curated record